This is a messenger RNA of Lepus europaeus (European hare), 2575 nucleotides long. RefSeq names its product protein S100-Z. Gene Ontology annotation, cellular component: membrane; cytoplasm. The record is from RefSeq and is a predicted model, not a curated record. Lineage: Eukaryota; Metazoa; Chordata; Mammalia; Lagomorpha; Leporidae. The coding region runs from base 1465 to 2172 and encodes 235 amino acids. Gene Ontology annotation, biological process: phospholipase C-activating G protein-coupled receptor signaling pathway; blood coagulation; positive regulation of Rho protein signal transduction. Gene Ontology annotation, molecular function: calcium ion binding; thrombin-activated receptor activity. The transcript is spliced from 6 exons.
GCUCGGGCAGGUGCGCGGAGUGGGGAGCGCCCGGCAGACCCCAGCCCUGACAUCCGGAGCUCGGGCAGGUGCGCGGAGUGGGGGGCGUCCGGCAGACCCCAGCCCUGACAUCCGGAGCUCGGGCAGGUGCGCGGAGUGGGGGGCGUCCGGCAGACCCCAGCCCUGACAUCCGGAGCUCGGGCAGGUGCGCGGAGUGGGGGGCGUCCGGCAGACCCCAGCCCUGACAUCCGGAGCUCGGGCAGGUGCGCGGAGUGGGGGGCGUCCGGCAGACCCCAGCCCUGACAUCCGGAGCUCGGGCAGGUGCGCGGAGUGGGGGGCGUCCGGCAGACCCCAGCCCUGACAUCCGGAGCUCGGGCAGGUACGCGGAGUGGGGGGCGUCCGGCAGACCCCAGCCCUGACAUCCGGAGCUCGGGCAGGUGCGCGGAGUGGGGAGCGCCCGGCAGACCCCAGCCCUGACAUCCGGAGCUCGGGCAGGUGCGCGGAGUGGGGGGCGCCCGGCAGACCCCAGCCCUGACAUCCGGAGCUCGGGCAGGUGCGCGGAGUGGGGGGCGUCCGGCAGACCCCAGCCCUGACAUCCGGAGCUCGGGCAGGUGCGCGGAGUGGGGGGCGUCCGGCAGACCCCAGCCCUGACAUCCGGAGCUCGGGCAGGUGCGCGGAGUGGGGGGCGUCCGGCAGACCCCAGCCCUGACAUCCGGAGCUUGGGCAGGUGCGCGGAGUGGGGAGCGUCCGGCAGACCCCAGCCCUGACAUCCGGAGCUCGGGCAGGUGCGCGGAGUGGGGAGCGCCCGGCAGACCCCAGCCCUGACAUCCGGAGCUCGGGCAGGUGCGCGGAGUGGGGGGCGUCCGGCAGACCUCAGCCCUGACAUCCGGAGCUCGGGCAGGUGCGCGGAGUGGGGGGCGUCCGGCAGACCCCAGCCCUGACAUCCGGAGCUCGGGCAGGUGCGUGGAGUGGGGAGCACCCAGCCAACCCCAGUGGGGAUGCAUGACAAGUGCACUGGUAAGGGGAUGGGUCCCAGGUAGUCACCGUCACACGUGUAGGAAAGGCCGGGAGCCUCUGGGAGGAGCUGGAGAGGAGAUGGUGCGGAACUGAGUCAAGGAGAAGGCGGAAUUGGCACCCCAGGCCACAGCCCCGAGUGCACCCAGAACCAGGGGGCGAGGGGGCCACGGAGGCACAGAGGAGAGCUUGGAUGGGAGCCCCAGGGCCAAAGAGACGUCUGCGCUCCUGCUUCCCGCCCACUUGACACGACCCCAAGAAAAACAGGAGUGGGAUUGGCCGCAAGGGCUGAUUCUCGUGUCGGGUUCCCACAGGGGCCGGCAGAGCACACGAGCCUGGGCAGCGUUCCUUGGCAGGCGUGGGGGCCGUCUCCGGUGGCAUAAUGGGCAGUUUGCAGAAGUCAUUGACUUGUCUGACAGGUCGAGUGACAGAGUGAGGAAGAAAUCCCCCACCCACCUGUUGACUCUCCCAAUGCCCACAACAGCCAGGGCUGGGCCAGGCCAAAGAGGAGCCAGGAACCCCAUCCAGGUCUCCCAUGUGGGUGCAGGGACCCACGACCUUGAGCCAUCUUCUGCUGCUUUCCCAGACGUAUUCGCAGGGAGCUGCGGAGCAGCCACCGGACUGGCACCUGUACAGGGCGCUGGCCUCGGAAGCAGCAGCCUCUCUCGCUGCACCACAGCGCCGCCCCAUUUCAGGUUGGCGUCUGCAGGAGGCUGGAGCUGGGAACCCACCCCAGGCACUGAUGUGGGACGCGGGCCUCCACCCCCAGGCCACACACCCCUCCUGCUCCCCAGUGUCUUCGCCUUGGGUUGGGCUCCUGCCCCUGGAGAGGUCGGUGCUGCGGCCGAGAUGCCCACCCAGCUGGAGAUGGCCAUGGACACCAUGAUCAGGAUCUUCCACCGGUACUCGUGCAAGGAAGGAGACAGAUUCAAGCUGAGCAAGCGGGAGCUGAAGCUGCUGCUGCAGCGCGAGCUCACGGAGUUCCUGUCGUGCCAGAAGGACCCCCAGUUGGUUGACAAGAUCAUGCACGACCUGGAUGCCAACAAGGACAACGAAGUGGACUUCAACGAAUUCGUGGUCAUGGUGGCAGCCCUGACUGUGGCUUGUAACGAUUACUUUGUAGAGCAGCUGAAGAAGAAAGAAAGAGAGCGUCACGAGAAGUUAGCUACUUGGAAAUGAGGCCGGCACCAGGCAAAUGUCUGAGACAGAUGCUGUCAUCGUAAGUUAUAUUCUAAACGUCCGCCCUGUUGCCGAGUGCCCUGGCGCUCUGUGGUCCUCCUUCCCGUGGGGCAGCGGGUGCGGCUGAGCGCAGGAUGGCAGAGCAGUCACGGAGUGGGCCAGGCUGGGGAGGGGCAGGCUCAUGGCCAGGAGCUGAUGCCGGAAACACAGGGCCCUGGGUCUGAACAGCCUCCCUUCUGCAGAGGAGAAUUCCCAACAAGCCGUCCUGCCGUCACCUGGAGCUUCCCUCUGGAAGGCUCAGCAGCCCCAGGGCCCCCUUCGCUGCCUUGUCUCCCCACACAGCCCCUGCUUCCUGCCCCUCGCAAAUAAAUGACUUGCUUGUGAAUCCUUGUCUCAGGGUCUG